AACACAGAGCCCAAUAAAAAAGUGCGCGCGAAUUUUGACUCAUUCAUAACUUAACGGUCGUGUCUGAAAUGAAGGAAACAGCGGCUCGUAUGUCGUUGGUGGCCACGCCUUAACUCUGCGGCGCUUGCUAUUUGCAUGGCCGCCUUUAAAAUGAGGAACCCGGGGAGUUUCGCUGUUUAGUUUCUCAUCGCUACGCUUUAACAGCAAUGCCUGAGCCGAAAGCUGCUCCUGCUCCUAAGAAGGGCUCUAAGAAAGCCGUUUCUAAGAGCCAGGCGAAGGGAGGAAAGAAACGCAGAAAGUCCAGGAAGGAAAGUUAUUCCAUCUAUGUGUACAAGGUACUGAAGCAAGUUCAUCCCGAUACGGGCAUUUCUUCUAAGGCAAUGGGAAUCAUGAAUUCGUUUGUGAACGACAUCUUCGAGCGCAUUGCCGGAGAGUCUUCUCGGUUGGCUCAUUAUAACAAGCGCUCCACUAUUUCUUCCCGGGAGAUCCAAACUGCUGUGAGGCUCCUGUUACCUGGUGAGUUGGCCAAGCACGCUGUGUCCGAGGGCACCAAAGCAGUUACCAAGUAUACCAGCUCCAAAUAAACUGCCUGAAUUCUGCUUAAAACCAACGGCUCUUUUCAGAGCCA
Messenger RNA from Polypterus senegalus (gray bichir), 628 nucleotides. Its product is annotated as histone H2B 5-like. The coding region runs from base 207 to 584 and encodes 125 amino acids. Gene Ontology annotation, cellular component: nucleosome. The transcript has a single exon. The record is from RefSeq and is a predicted model, not a curated record. Gene Ontology annotation, molecular function: structural constituent of chromatin; protein heterodimerization activity; DNA binding. Lineage: Eukaryota; Metazoa; Chordata; Cladistia; Polypteriformes; Polypteridae.